ACAGGGCAGCUCCCUUCCUGAGGCUUUCCUUGCCCUCUGGGCUCCAGCUGGCCCAGGCCGCCCUCUCACAGUGCCUGUCCCACCUGUCAUCUCUCGGAGGUGACGGGUUAGAGGGCAUGGGCCGGAGACUGCUCCUCCCUGUGCCCACGGCCCAGCUGGCAGAGUCUGCAGUGGAUGGGAGGCCCUGAGCAGCGGGGAGGCUGGGCCUGAGCCCAGGGGCUGGGAGGUGGAGGCUGAGUCCUGCCUGAGUGUCCCUUUAAUAGCUGCUGGCUUGGCCCUGCUUGGCGCCUGCUUCAGCUCCCCGCUCAGCUGUGGCUGCCACUGCUGUGCUGACUCACGCAGCCUGGCCACCAGCAGGAGCUGGGAACAUGGGCUCCCCAGGCACUGGGGUGGGCUGGGGGCUUCUGGAUUACAAGACGGAGAAGUACGUGAUGACCCGGAACUGGCGGGUGGGCGCCCUGCAGAGGCUGCUGCAGCUGGGGGUCGUGGUCUACGUGGUGGGGUGGGCCCUCCUCACCAAAAAAGGCUACCAGGAGCAGGACCUGGACCCCCAGGUCUCUGUCAUCACCAAGCUCAAGGGGGUCUCCGUGACCCGGAUCGAGGAGCUGGGGAACCGGCUGUGGGACGUGGCUGACUUCGUGAAGCCGCCACAGGGGGAGAACGUGUUCUUCUUGGUGACCAACUUCCUUGCGACACCCGGACAAGUCCAGGGCAGGUGCCCAGAGCACCCGUCCAUCCCGCUGGCUAACUGCUGGGCCGACCAGGACUGUCCCGAGGGGGAGACGGGGACGCACAGCCAUGGCAUAAAGACGGGCCAGUGCGUAGUGUUCAAUGGGACCCACAGGACCUGCGAGAUCCGGGGCUGGUGUCCAGUGGAGAGCGGUGCUGUGCCCGUGAAGCCCCUGCUUCUCCAGGCUGAGAACUUCACCCUGUUCAUCAAAAACACCGUCACCUUCAGCAAGUUCAACUUCUCCAAGUCCAAUGCCCUGGACACCCAGGACCCCACCUACUUCAAGCUCUGCCGCUACGACCCCCACUCCAGCCCCGCCUGCCCCGUGUUCCGCAUCGGGGACCUCGUGGCCGCAGCCGGAGGGGUCUUUGAGGAUCUGGCGCUGCUGGGCGGGGCUGUGGGUGUCCACGUCCGCUGGGACUGCGACCUGGACAGCAGGGGCAGUGACUGCCGGCCCCAGUACUCCUUCCAGCUGCAGGAGCGGAGCUACAACUUCAGGACAGCCACACAUUGGUGGGAGAGCUCAGGUGUGGAGGCCCGCAGCCUGCUCAAGCUCUAUGGGAUCCGUUUCGACAUCCUGGUCACAGGGCGGGCAGGGAAAUUUGGGCUCAUCCCCACGCUUAUCUCUCUGGGCACAGGAGCAGCCUGGCUGGGCGUGGUGAGUGUGGAGAGCGUGGGCAAGCAUGUGCCCAGCCCGCUCCGGCACGGCUGGGCCCCCGAUGUCGGGUCUGGUCGGGGGAAGGCCUGGGGGGUGGGUCUGGACACAGCUCAGCCCUGCUGCCCCCAGAUCACCUUCCUCUGUGACCUGCUGCUGCUGUACGUGGAUGGAGAAGCGCACUUCUACUGGAGGACCAAGUACGAGGAGGUACGCUGCGCAGGGGCCUGGGCGCUGCCUGUCUGGGGCUUUGGCCCGAGCCCCAGUCUGCUGCCAUUAUCCACAGGCAAAGGCUCCAAAGAGGACCGCCCGCCCCGAGCAGACAGAGCUGGCACCCGCACCCCCAUGCCCGGCCGUCCAGGGGCCUUAGAGGGGGCCCAGCGCCUGUCCUGACGGCCACGGCCACCGCCGGGAGCUGGACACCGAGGCUGUGGCCCCACUAGACAGCCUGCUUCCUGCUGGUGGGGGUCGGGGCUGGGAAGGCAGGGACCUCGCCUUGGGACCCUCGUGGAUGGAGCCCCCAGGACUAGAUGGGGGGGAAGGAUGAUUCCUCCUGGGGCAGGGAGUGCCCCGGAGCUGCCUGCGCAGGGACCUGUGGCAGGACGCCUCAGGGUGCCGUCCCGGGGCUCCAGCUGCAUCUGUGUGUGGAAAACCCUCUCCCAGCUCUUGGCCAGGAUGCCCAGCGCGGCCCCCGCACCAGUGGUCCACACAGCCCCUCCUCUGGCUGUACAGACCCCAGCCCUCUCCUCGGUCAGCACUCCCAUCCCGAGCCCCUAUCUCGGAGCCCCAGGGUCUGAGGCAGAGUGUCUCUGCUGCUGGGAUCCACUCCUGGAAUUCAGACUGGGGCGGGCAGAUGGCCCAGCCCUUCCCCGUGGCAGCUCUCAGGCUCUGGGGGGGCUGGGACCGACAGAAGACCAAGGACGAGCUGCUACGGUGGUGGGCUGAACCCCCUGGAGACACCCAGCCCACACCCUGGAACCGUGCGGGUGGGGAGGACUGGUGGGAGGGGAAUUCUCCACUACCCAAGGUCACCCCCGGGGCCAGCCUGGAGCAGAGGCUCUCUGGAGGCCCUGCCUUUCGGGAGCAGAGCCCCGAGGCUGGAAGGAAUGUCCCAGACAAGUCCCAGAGGCCACGGCAGGCUGGCCAGGGUCUGGUGUGCAGUUUUCACGGGGUCUGGGUCUGGGUCCCGCCUGCUGGAUUCCUCAUGGCAGAGUUUCGGGAGUGCUCGUGUGGGAGGCCUGGGGCUCUUUCUCAUGGGGCCCAGCGACCAGGCAUGCUGGCUGUGGCCAAGGCAAUGAUGCGGGCUGGCUGUGGAGGGCCAGCGCCAGGCUCAGGCUGGGCUCAAGCUGCCUCUUGAUCCUUAGAGCAGUGUCCGAGGGGGUAGGGGGGCCCUCAGGGCCAGGGCGAGGAGUGUGGACCUGUGUGUGGGUCCAGACAACGCUGACGGACGGCUGCAAGGUCGGGGAGUAAAGCCUGCCUAAGCCACAGUUUCUCGCAUGCUCCUUACAGGCAGGGACGAGGCUGGUAGUAUCUGCGGGGGCAAAGCAUCGCCCGGGAGACCGGCGGGCCGUGCGGGCUGGGCCUGGGCCCUUCCCAAGAACCAGGGGUCGGGGGAGAGCUGGAGGGCACUUGGGGAGGAUUCAGGCUCUCGGGCACCCAGCCCGGGGAGGCACCAGGGUCUGAGCCUAGUGGCCUAGGGCCUCGGUCUGCACGUUCUGUGCCCAUGGGUACAUGUCUGGAGGUGCGUGUGCUCAUGCAGGCAUGCCUCUGCCUCCCCAGGGGGGCCUCAGGCACACGCCACGCUCUCUGGGAGCUGGGGAGACAAGGGCACCCCGGAACUCUGCUGCCCUUCUAGACAGCCUCCCCGGGCCCCAGGCACCUGUGUCAGGCGCACCUCCUGGGGGAGGGGAGCCUGACUCUGCCCCUCUGUGCUGGCGCGUGGAGGGCUGUGGCACCCUCGGAGGGGCAGAGGGCAGUGGCCUGAGAGUCCUCAGCCCAGGGAUGUCCCAGGCCGGCACCUCCCCCGCGUGGAACCCCAGCACUCCACCCUCACGACCCUGUUUCACACUGACAAUCGAGCGAGCCCUUCCCAGGGGCUGGUGAGGACCCGAUGCCUCAAGAUCCACAGACAUGACACGGCCACACGGCUGGUCGAGCGAUACCUAUUGUGGGUCCCCGAGACAGGGCGUCCCCCCCACCCGCCCCAGUAGCUGGAAGGGGUUGCAAAGAGUCCACCGCCCCAGCGCCGGCCGCGCCCACUCCAAGGGCGACGUGCAGCACCGGCCUCUAAACUAGAGUCCGUGGGUCCCAGGGGCCCCCUCGGGUGGGCAGGCCCGCGAG
This is a messenger RNA of Bubalus bubalis (water buffalo), 3725 nucleotides long. It is a transcript of the gene P2RX6, whose product is annotated as purinergic receptor P2X 6. The transcript has 10 exons. Bases 369 to 1778 code for a protein of 469 amino acids. The record is from RefSeq and is a predicted model, not a curated record. NCBI's taxonomy places the organism in Eukaryota, Metazoa, Chordata, Mammalia, Artiodactyla, Bovidae. Gene Ontology annotation, biological process: response to ATP; monoatomic cation transmembrane transport. Gene Ontology annotation, cellular component: plasma membrane; nuclear inner membrane. Gene Ontology annotation, molecular function: ATP binding; extracellularly ATP-gated monoatomic cation channel activity; purinergic nucleotide receptor activity.